ACGAGCUGGGGGCGGGGGGAAGCGAGCGCAACAGAGCCCGGGGACCCCCAGUGCGGGGAGCUCACGUUUGGCUUGGAGCCCGCCGGAGCCGCGGCCAUGGCUCUGCCCGCGGGGCUCUGGGUCCAGCUGGUGCUGUGCGCUGGAGCCACCAGCCAGGUGCUGGGUGUGGCAGGUGCACCUGUGUCCGAGCCCCAGGUAGCUGUUUUCUGUGGGAAGCUGACCAUGCAUCGAAACCUGCAGACAGGCGGUUGGGACCCUGAUGCUGCUGGCGCCCGCAGCUGCUUCCGCAACCGCCAGGAGAUCCUCACCUACUGCCAGGAGGUGUACCCCGAGCUGCAGAUCACCAAUGCAGUGGAAGGCACCCAGCCAGUCACCAUCGACAACUGGUGCAAGAAAGGACGUCCCCAGUGCAAGGGGCAUCGGCACAUCGUGGUGCCCUACAGGUGCCUGGUGGGUGAGUUUGUCAGUGAAGCGCUUCUUGUGCCUGACACCUGCAAGUUCCUGCAUCAGGAGAAGAUGGAUUCAUGUGAGAGCUACGUCUACUGGCAUGGCGUGGCCAAGGAGGCCUGCAGCAAUGAGGGGCUGGAGCUGCACAGCUAUGGGAUGCUGCUGCCCUGUGGGGCUGACCGCUUCCGGGGUGUGGAGUACGUGUGCUGCCCCUCACUCCCCCUCCCUGUCCGGCUGGAGGAACCCACCCUGGUCCCCCGCAACAUGGCCCACCUGAAGGAAGAGCCCAAGAGCAGUGAGAGGCUCCCAACAGGCUGGGCCCCCAUGGAAGAGGAGACACUGGAGGCAGAUGGGGAUGGGGAGGAGGAUGUUGAGGAAGAGAACGAAGGCCCCAGGGACAGUGCAGACGACACUGACCCCUUUCCCGCCACCUGGGAUGACUAUUUUGUGGAGCCCGGUUACUACGACGACAGCGUCACCCAGACCACCAUCACCACUACCACGCGGACCACCGAGGAGGAGGGCAAAGCCAGCCCUACCCCGCACCCCACAGAUGGCGUGGACAUCUACUUCGAGAUGCCAGGUGACGGGAGUGAACACGCCAACUUCCUGCGAGCCAAGAUGGACCUGGAGGAGCGCAGGAUGAAACAGAUUAACAAGGUGAUGAAGGAGUGGGCUGAGGCGGACAACCAGGCCAAGGAGCUACCCAAGGCUGACCGGCAGGCACUGAAUGAGCAUUUCCAGUCAAUCCUGCAGACACUGGAGGAACAGGUGGCGGGUGAGCGGCAGCAGCUGGUGGAGACACACCUGGCCCGGGUGGUGGCCUUGCUCAAUGACAAUCGGCGCGUGGCACUGGAGAGCUACCUGAGCGCCGUGCAGAGCGACAGCCUGCAGCCAGAGCGGGUGCUGCCGGCGCUGAGGCGGUACAUUCGGGCGGAGCAGAAGGACCAGCGGCACACGCUGCGGCACUACCAGCAUGUUCGUGCCGUCGACCCUGAGAAGGCUGAGCAGAUGAAGUUCCAGGUGUACACCCACCUGCAUGUCAUUGAGGAGCGCAUGAACCAGAGCCUGGCCCUGCUGUACAAGAACCCUCAGCUCUCUGUGGGGUUGCAGGACCAGAUACAGGAGCUGCUGCAAGCAGAGCGGGCAGGGACCAGCAGCCUGCUCACCACGUCCAUCUCUGAGACACGCACCACUGAGGAGUUCCUGCCGCUGGACAGCAGUGAGGACCUAAGCCCCGAGGACCAUCCUGACCACCUGGGGGCCGGGAACUUCUUUCAGGGGGAAGACUCCCAGCCAGCCGUGAAGAAAGCCUCGGGGAUGGCAGCGGAGUAUGACUACCUCACCAGUGAGAAGAUCCCAUUGGGCGAGGAUGAGCAGAGGAUAAACAUCUCCAUGGGGGACAUCAAAGAAGUGGUGUACAAGUCCCCGGAGAUUCAGCGCGAUGAGCUGGAGCCGGACACCCUGGUAACCAUUAACAGGGGUGCCCUGAUUGGCCUGCUGGUGGUGGCAGUGGCGGUUGCUAUGGUGAUCAUCAUCAGUCUCCUGAUGGUUCGCCGGAAGCCCUACGGGACCAUCAGCCAUGGCAUUGUCGAGGUGGACCCCAUGGUGAGCCCUGAGGAGCGGCAGCUCAGCAAGAUGCAGAACCACGGCUACGAGAACCCCACCUACAAAUUCUUUGAGGAGAUGCACUGAGAGGCCAACUGCACCAUGGGUGGGAAGGGCAGUGGGGGGGACACAGAGUGAAGCAUUCACAAACUGCUACCCCUCCCCCAACACUGGGAGAGGAUUAAACCCGCUUCCCCCUCAUGACUUCCUGUUCCAUCUCCCUUUCACCCACUAUCCCCCCCCAUGCUACCCAGCCCCCCCAAUGUGUCCCUCUCCAAUGGUCCCCAGCCCCCACAACCCUGCCUCUAGUGCUCUCCCAGCCCCUUUCGCACCCUGGUUUCUGAACAGCCCACGCUGCCCCUAUGGAAUCAUGUCCUACAAUGAGGGGGGCUUUGGAUGUGCUGUAGUAGGGGCGGGGUCAAUCCCAUCAGCUGGGCUGUGGAGGAUUCUGGGAGGUGUUUUGAAUAUGUGCACAUGCACACAACACCGUAACUACAUCCAGCAACCCACCAAUGUGCACCCUCUUGUAUGUGCAACGCUGUGACCUAUGUCCACACAACGCAGACAUGGCACCAUAACCUACACCCAGCCCUACACACAGCAACACUUGUGUCCAAAUCCAUGUGCUGUUAGGUGCACACUUGCACACGCCCCUCGCUAGCUGUACUUAGUAUCAGGGGCGUAGCCAUGUUAGUCUGUAUCAACAAAAACAAUGAGCAGUCCUGGGGCACCUUAAAGACUAACAGAUUUAUUUGGGCAUAAGCUUUCGUGAGUAAAAAACUAUUUCUUCAGAGGCAUGGAGUGAAAUGCCUGUAUCUGUAACUCUCACUCCAGGCAUCUGAAGAAGUGGGUUUUUACCCACAAAAG
Molecule: messenger RNA, 2922 nt
Organism: Chelonoidis abingdonii (Abingdon island giant tortoise)
Lineage: Eukaryota; Metazoa; Chordata; Testudines; Testudinidae
Gene: APLP1
Product: amyloid beta precursor like protein 1
Biological process (GO): central nervous system development; axonogenesis
Cellular component (GO): Golgi apparatus; plasma membrane
Molecular function (GO): transition metal ion binding; alpha-2A adrenergic receptor binding; heparin binding
Source: RefSeq, a predicted model, not a curated record